CGCCCGCCCGCCGCCAUGGCCACCUCCCCGCAGAAGUCGCCGUCGGCCCCCAAGUCUCCCACUCCCAAGUCGCCCCCGUCCCGCAAGAAGGAUGACUCCUCCUUCCUGGGGAAACUCGGAGGGACCCUGGCCCGGAGGAAGAAGGCCAAGGAGGUGUCUGAGCUCCAGGAGGAAGGAAUGAACGCCAUCAACCUGCCCCUCAGUCCCAUCCCCUUCGAGCUGGACCCUGAGGACACCAUGCUGGAGGAGAAUGAGGUGCGCACAAUGGUGGAUCCAAACUCUCGCAGUGACCCCAAGCUUCAAGAGCUGAUGAAGGUACUGAUUGACUGGAUUAAUGACGUGUUGGUUGGAGAAAGAAUCAUUGUGAAAGACCUGGCCGAAGAUCUAUACGACGGUCAAGUUCUGCAGAAACUCUUCGAGAAACUUGAAAGUGAGAAGUUAAAUGUGGCCGAGGUCACCCAGUCAGAGAUUGCCCAGAAGCAAAAACUGCAGACUGUCCUGGAGAAGAUCAAUGAGACCCUGAAACUUCCUCCCAGGAGCAUCAAGUGGAACGUGGACUCCGUUCACGCCAAGAGCCUGGUGGCCAUCCUCCACCUGCUGGUCGCUCUGUCUCAGCAUUUCCGGGCACCAGUCCGACUCCCAGACCAUGUUUCCAUUCAAGUGGUCGUGGUCCAGAAACGAGAAGGAAUCCUCCAGUCUCGACAAAUCCAAGAGGAAAUAACUGGUAACACAGAGGCUCUCUCCGGAAGACAUGAACGCGAUGCCUUUGACACCCUGUUUGACCAUGCACCAGACAAACUGAAUGUGGUGAAGAAGACUCUCAUCACUUUUGUGAACAAACAUCUGAAUAAACUGAACCUGGAGGUCACUGAACUGGAGACCCAGUUUGCAGAUGGGGUCUACCUGGUGCUGCUCAUGGGACUCCUGGAAGGCUACUUUGUACCACUACACAGUUUCUUCCUGACCCCAGACAGCUUCGAGCAGAAGGUCUUGAAUGUCUCCUUUGCGUUUGAGCUCAUGCAAGAUGGAGGACUGGAGAAGCCCAAGCCCCGGCCAGAAGACAUUGUCAACUGUGACCUGAAGUCCACAUUGCGAGUGCUAUACAACCUCUUUACCAAGUACCGGAACGUGGAGUGAAGGCCCUGGGUCACCACCCGCCGCACUGCCCAGCCACGCUUGCCGCGGGGCACCAGGGUAGCCCCAGAACUGCUUUGGCCCUGCUUGUUCCUGUCUCUGCUCUCUGUCACAAGCCCAGCGAUGGCCCCGGGGAUGGCGGCCGUUGAAAUCAGGAAGGAAGUGACCAAUAACCCAGCGGUCUGACCACACGCUCCCAGGCCCUGCAGUGGCCCUGGAAAGUUGCCCCCAUCCCAGUGCAGUGCCCAGAUUUCCCUCCCUGCGGUGUGGGAAUCACCAUCGGUGUGGAACACUCCCCAGAACAUGGAGACAACCAAGGUCACCACCGACGGGUAGACACCAUGCCAACGUCGUCGACACACAGGGCUCGCUCUGUGGUACUCAAAUUUCAUGAGCCCUCAGAACCCCGCUCAAGUAGAUGUCAUUACCCCGUUGUACAGUUGAGGAAACCGAGGCUCAGAGGUUGGGAGACUUGCUACCCGUGAGCGUUUGUGCUCCCUCUUUGAGCAACUUCUCUGUGAAUAACUGGUUGAUUGCAUUCCGUUCUGCGCUUGUUCCGAAGUGUGUGCGUGCGUGUGUGUGCGUGCAUCACUCAGGCACACCUACACGCCCGAAGCAGAGAGAAGCUCUGAUCUCACACGAGGGGAGGGCAGGCCAGGCCGGGGCUUGGUGAUUCACACUGAAAUUGCCAAAUUGAAUUUAACCCAAUUAAUACUGCGUGUGUGGCAGGAGUCAUGUCCCACAAAUCCUUUGUGCAGAUGAAAAUUACUCUUAAUUCCUUCAGAUUUGUAGCAAGCCCACGUUCUGGUUUCAGGGUGACGUUUGGGAAGCAUUCUGUUUGGAAUUAGUGGAGUGGUGCAUCUCCCAGCCUUUUCUGCUUGAUUGCAUGUAAUGGACAUGCCCUAUUUUUCCUGCAAAAGAAGUACUCAAUUCAUUAUCGUUAGGCAAAUGUACAAUAUACUCGGGCCCCACAGAGAGCUGGGUGCAGGCCCAUCAGAGCAUCGCCUGGGAAGUAGGGCUCUUCAACAGAGACCCUUGAACUUUAAAGAAAGGAACUCCUUUUUGCCUUCUAAUUGAUCAUUUAGACCAUUCUGGCUAAGUCUGCCCACAUGCAAUUACUGGCUAAUUCCAGGCAAGGAAAAAUGUCAGUCAUUUAAACCAAAGCAGGGCAGUUUCCUUGCGUGGGUGACUGGAGGGCUGGUGGUUGCAUGUAUCUCCUGCAUGUGACCCUGACGUGGCACCACAGAGUUCUGCUGUGAGGCCCGCGGGAUCAGGAGAGGGGCUGAGGGGAGAAGGUGGCGUGAGGCCUAGGGAACACGAUGCAGGCAGGGGAGAUUAUCUGAAAGCUCAAAGUAAUGGUACUAAACACUCAUCUCCUCAAUCCAACAAGGCCAAUGUUGGGUCUUCCUCUUAGAAGCCUCAUCAUGAUGUCACAGACACCAGCUUGUGUGGGGCUCCCUUGUCCCCUGAACUCAGUCACUUUCCUCACUGUGACCAAUCAUGUCAGCAGGAAUCUCCAAGGUGGCAGGGAUGGACAGCCGGGAACCCCACACGUCUUGGCAAAGCAGGAAGUAGAAAGCAGACAGAAAAUGGGACCAAGCUAUAAAGCCUUAGGGCCCUCCCCUAGGGAUCGACUUCCUCUAGCAAGGGUUACACCCCCAAGUGAAGGCUCCACUACCUUCCAAAAAAAAAAAAAAAAAAAAAAACACGGUGCUGCCAACUGGGGACCAAGUGAGCCUCUGGGGGGUACAUUUCUCAUUUAAACUACUCCACCCCGUUAGGCUCCUUGUGAGAAGCCCUCCGGUUUGAGAAAUUCCCUGUGGUCUCUUUCUCUAUCUAUCAGCCAGAGGCAGGCUUUGAUCACAACAUUCCGAGCUUCCCUUUCUUACUGUCCUGACCUCCCACAGCUCAGCCCCCUGGCCCGUUAAGAUACACUGCUGUCUGCUGGCUAUUUUGCCCUAUGGAAGACUUGGUACUCAGCAUCGUGAACAUGUACGAUAGAAAGGCCAUGUACUGUCUUGUGUCAAUUUGCAUACGAGAACGAAAUUCUUUUUUACAUAAUUAAUGAAACAGCAUAUUUUUUCAUUAGGAAACAGUGGGUAGAUAGUGUUCCUGCUAGUCUCUUUCCAAUUCCUGGUAGCAAAUCAAGAUAAAUAAUGCUUGGUCUCCUUGAGCAAUGCUAAAGUGGAAUUAUAAGAAUGCAGUCACUUAAACGUGCUUUCCUGUUGGA
Jaculus jaculus (lesser Egyptian jerboa) is the source of this 3364-nucleotide messenger RNA. RefSeq names its product parvin alpha (gene Parva). The record is from RefSeq and is a predicted model, not a curated record. Gene Ontology annotation, biological process: actin cytoskeleton organization; cilium assembly; establishment or maintenance of cell polarity. Gene Ontology annotation, molecular function: actin binding. Lineage: Eukaryota; Metazoa; Chordata; Mammalia; Rodentia; Dipodidae. Gene Ontology annotation, cellular component: actin cytoskeleton; focal adhesion; cytoplasm. The coding region runs from base 16 to 1137 and encodes 373 amino acids. The transcript has 13 exons.